Microplitis demolitor is the source of this 1086-nucleotide messenger RNA. RefSeq names its product odorant receptor 49b-like. NCBI's taxonomy places the organism in Eukaryota, Metazoa, Arthropoda, Insecta, Hymenoptera, Braconidae. Gene Ontology annotation, molecular function: odorant binding; olfactory receptor activity. Gene Ontology annotation, biological process: detection of chemical stimulus involved in sensory perception of smell; sensory perception of smell. The record is from RefSeq and is a predicted model, not a curated record. The transcript is spliced from 6 exons. Gene Ontology annotation, cellular component: plasma membrane. The coding region runs from base 7 to 1086 and encodes 359 amino acids.
AUCUUGAUGAUAUUCGGAAAAUUGACCUCAACUUGGCCACCAGACCCUAAUUCAAAUAAAUUUUCAAAGCUGGCCAAAGAAUUUCUGUGGACUAUUUUUUUCCUCAAUGUCAUUGGACUUCUGGUCCCACUUUUUCUAGGCGCUUAUUAUAAUAGACGUGAAAUUAUUUUGAUGAUGAAAUCCUUGUCCGAAUUAACUGCACUGGGAGAUGUUUUUUUCAAUUUACUACUUUGUAGAAUUCAGCGCCGUCAAUUAUUUGUUUUGUUAAAAGAAAUAGCUGACUAUAUAAAAACAAUAAAAGAAAAUGAAAAAGUUGUAUUUCGUAAAUAUGUGAGCCGUUACUUUCCAUUUUGUACUUUUGUGGGGCUUUCGUAUUUUCAAACAGCCAUAGCCUUUUCAUGUGGGCCACUUUUUAUGAAGCAAAUACUACCAGCAGACACUUGGUACCCUUUUGGAAUAAAACCUUUCACAACACGACACUAUAUUAUAUAUAUUCAGCAAAUUUUGGCUAUUUUGCAAACGGGAAUGGGCAUUACCGUUGAUUUUAUGGUCGCCCUGCUACUGAGUUACUCUUCAACGAAAUUAGAAUUACUCUCAAACAAAUUGCAAGAUGUAACAAAUAAUGAAGAGCUCAAAAUUUGCAUAUACGAGCACCAAAAUUGCAUACGAUUUGUAAGACAACUUUGCCAUUCUGUAAAAUUUAUCAUUUUGAAAAGUAACGCGACCAUGGCUAUGGCUGUAAUUUUUGGGGCGAUCCCGCUUAUUUAUCGUCAACCUCUUCCAGUAUUAUCACAGUUUAUUUUAAUGGUAUUUGGCGGAUGUAUGAGACUGUACAUAAGUGCUUGGCCGGCUGACGAUCUGCGUGAGAUGAGUGAGAAAGUCGCCUGGUCCGUCUAUGAGUCUUCGUGGAUUGGAAAUUCGAAAAAAUUGCAACAGUCGACGGCAAUUAUCAUCCGUCGAGCUCAAAAGCCUCUCGUCAUAUCAAUUGUCGGGAUUCUUCCUGCUCUUACUCUUCAAUUUUAUGCCACCUUUUUAUCAACUACUCUUUCAUACUUCAUGACCCUCCGUGCAGUGUUGGGAGAAUAA